AAAAAUUAUAAAGCACGUCUCUAAAAAUUAUAAUAAAAGAUCGGUUCUUAUAAAUGACAAUUUUCUUGAAGGACUUGCCCAUGAGUCUCGGCAAGAGAAGUGAAAGGAAUUUGCUUGGACUUCUAUGCCUCUCCCUGGCCCCUGCCGAUCUGAGGGAGAAGAAGAGAGGAGGAGGAGGGGAAGAAGAAAAUGGGUCUUUUUAGGAGCCGCAAAGGGUCGGGAGGGGCGGCCACUUCCUCUUGUUCCGAACUCAGAAAUGCCUACAAUGAUUGCUUCAAUAAAUGGUAUGCGGAGAAGUACAUGAAGGGACAACGGGACAAGCACGACUGCGUGGCCGAGUGGGAGAAGUACCGAGCUUGCCUCAUGCAAUUUUUGGAAGACAAGCAUCUGAGCCGUUUGCUGGAAGCCGAGGCUGUUGCUCAUUCAACAAGAGAAUAUACCAACCAGUCAGCUACAUCAGAUCGCACUUAAAAUAAAUGUAGUUUGACGCGAGAAGUCAAUCUUUGCUGGUUAGGGUCAUAUUUUAAGGCUUCAAACAUGACCUAGCCUACCAUAACAUCUUUCUUGAAAUAAUUCAGCAGAUAUGAAGUGGACUGCAUCUAUCUGCAUUAUGAUCCAUGGUGUGUGACAGAACUUUGUCAUAGCAGAAAAAAGAUCAGCAUCCUACCAUGCUGUUAAGAAAUCCGAUGUCAUCCCAAGAGUGAGGUAAUUGUUAAUGGCACGCAUGGGCAAGUUGGAUGGAUGGGGUGCCACCAUGAUGAUGUGCUCAAGAUGAGCCUGUGGGAGGUCUGCUGAAAUUGAACAGGACAAUAUGUUCUGGUAUGCAGACAUUUGAGCAGAUCUGCAUAGAAAAAUGUUAGUUCUUGACUUCUGAACAUUCUGUACUUUAUUGCUAACCAGAUGUACACCUCUGCAUAACCCUCUUCUCAUCUGCACCUGAGUGUGUGGUAUGUGGAUUAUACAAAUUAUUUAUAGCGUACUCUUUGGAAGGUCUCCUCAUUGGUAAUUUUUGAAGA
This is a messenger RNA of Nymphaea colorata (pocket water lily), 1016 nucleotides long. RefSeq lists its product as uncharacterized. Lineage: Eukaryota; Viridiplantae; Streptophyta; Magnoliopsida; Nymphaeales; Nymphaeaceae. Bases 190 to 471 code for a protein of 93 amino acids. The transcript is spliced from 4 exons. The record is from RefSeq and is a predicted model, not a curated record.